Messenger RNA from Porites lobata, 33191 nucleotides. The record is from the annotation of a GenBank genome assembly. Lineage: Eukaryota; Metazoa; Cnidaria; Anthozoa; Scleractinia; Poritidae.
AUGGCGGCGUCCACUGGAUUUACAAUUACUGCGUAACUGUUUUUUUUUUCAUGAACAUAGCGGCAUGGAUGAAAGGAUUAUUCGUUUGUGUGAAGAAAACAAUGUGACCUCUCUCGUUCAGGCUCUGUCAUCACUGAAAAGUCAAAAGGUAAGAAUGCUGCAGCGGUAAAUGUCAGUAUUGUGGAAUACCGAUUUUUCGAACCCUAAAGCUUAAAAGAGAAAUGAAAAUUGGUUCGGAAAAAGGGGAGUUCGAAAAAUCGGUGGUGACAUUGAGUCACUCCUGUUUUACCAUAUUGUUGUCUUAUUAGAGCCAAGAAGGCCUCAGACAGCAACGGUAUUUAUUAUGUGUGAAAGGUUUGAACCCAGGAGUCAUUUCAAAAGGUUGAGUUUGAUGGGCAGCACUAAAACAUGGAAUCCGGGAAACGGAAACGGAAUCACGGAAACGGAAACGGAAACGGAAUACGGAAUCAAAUAUCAAUGAUAGUAAAUUAAAGAAUUUCACAUUACACAAUUUAAGUACAAUCCAAAGAGAAUUUGUCUUAGUUUUCUUGGCAGUUCCCUUAAAUAUAUUCUUGUUGGGGGUCUUGAUAAGGUUUGCCGUAGUGUGGGUUACUGCACUGCAAGGCUGGUGAAAGUAAUUUUGCGAGUAAUGUUUAUUCACGAGUUCAUGGGUUGAAUAAUACAGUUAAAUAUUACUUUUGUAGCUAAUUGUCAAGAAUAGAUAACAAUUAUUCACCGAAGUGGAGGUGGCUAGUCCUGGAUAUUUACCGAACUGCGAAGCAGUGAGGAAAAUAUCCACGACUAGCCACCGACACUGAGGUGAAUAAUUGUUUUAGUAUAUACUAAAACAGUGAGAUAAUUGAGCACAAAAAUGACGAUUUUUAACUCAAAUACUGUUGCCAACGAUUACAAUUUUGGCGCGUAAUGACCGGGCGGCCGCGGCCGUCGCUUUUUCUUGCUGACAACUAAAACUUUUGAAGGCAUUUGUUUAGCUCUUACGGGGAAAUUUCUUCAAAAGGAGUUGUGAAUUCUUUUUGUAUUUAAAAUCAUUCUAUAAAAAAAGAUAUUUAAAUUUAGUUUUAAGCUUAUUUACAACUCAACGAAAUAAAGUAAGCAAGACUUAAGCUUAAUUUGCAUUUGUAAACAAUAAACUUUUUCGCCGGUUUCAUCAAUAAAUUCCUGUCAAAAAGACAAAGCGUUACCUGAUAAAACGUCCAAUCCGAACUUCGUCACCUUCUUCGUGUAUUUCGGAAACAGCUUGCUUGAUUAGUUGUGAAAUUUCUUUGUCUUUUUACGGCAGCAAACCGGAAGGCAUUUUGCUUGCAACUUACACGAGUUUGGCGUCGCUCGUUCCGAGGUACUGGAGGUGAAUCAGUGAAUAGUGCAGAAUAUUCACUGAUUGAGUAGCCAAUCAGAGCGCGCGAAAAACACUAUCCACUGUUUUAGUAUAUACUAAUAGUAAUUAGCCUCAGACCACACCACGUGAUUGUCCCCAAACUGAAUACUCCACACAUGACCGACCAGUGAUGUGACCACAGUUCCGGUGUUUUAGCAAUAAGUUCAACUUUUUCGCCAAGCUGAAUACUGAUGGAAUACUGCUGUACCGGUAACUGAGUUUACGUGGACGUCCGUAUUUUUGUUGAAGAAGCUUAUUAAACAUGGCGCAUUAUUUUGAUGUAAUCGGUUGCAGAAUCAAGCAAAUGCACAAUUCUCCCUUCUCUGUGGACUCCACAAUGCCAUGGUUCUCUUGAGUAAGUUGUCUUGACAAAUAAAACUGAACACUGUUGAAGACAAGCCACAAAAGACAAAGAGAAAAACUUGAAGGCGACGCCUGUCAGUUAUAUAACGCCUGUGACGAUUCAAACGAAGUUUGUCUCCGUAUAACUUAUCUUUUUCUUAAGGCACUAGUUUUUGUCAGUAACGUUUUUCUCUUCGCUUUGCUGUCCCAUGAGAAUUUGCAGUCAUUGCCGAUAGUGUUAUCAAGCGUCUUUUCACCGGAAUCGACUUCAAUAGUGAUACAGCAGUCUCCUCUCCUCUACUCAGCAAAUUUAUUCAUUUGUGUCUUUUUUUUAAUCUGUUUAUUUAUUUUACUGUCAUUGCUAAUAUUCUUUUUUCAAAUCGAUUGCUUGCAACCUUCUUUCAUAGAUUCUGUAUUCCGUUUCCGUUUCCGUGAUUCUGGGCGCUUUCCAUUUAGUCAAAAUUUCCAGAAUUUCCGGUUCGGCGGUAAAUGGAACACGUUUCGUCGGCUCGUCCCACUGGAAAAUUCCCAGAAAAAGUAGAAAAUCUAAAAAGGUGGUCCCGUUUUCCCGGUUGGAAUUUCCGAACGGAAUGUCGUGUUCCAUUUACGUUUCUCGUAGUUUGUACCAGUUCCAGGUCCACGGUCGGGCACCACCACGUACCGGGGUUUACGACCAAAUGGAACAACUUUUUACCAAUCGGAAAUUCCACUUUUCCUAUCACUGAAAUUUCCGGGGUUUUUUCCUAAAUGGAAAGCGCCCUCUGUUUCCGUUUCCGGAUUCCGGAUUCCAUGUUUUAGUGCUGCCGAGUUUGAUCGUCCGGGUGAACGUAGUCCUGAAUAGGACUGUUGUUGUUGACAGUGACUGACGUUUCGACAACCUGUGCGGUAGUCAUCUUCAGAGUCAAAGUGAGUUGUAUCACGUCAGUUGAUGGUAUUAUACUCUGGUUGUAUAGAUCUGAUUGGUCAAUCAGAUCAUAACCAGAGUAUAAUACCAUCAACUGACGUGAUACAACUCACUUUGACUCUGAAGAUGACUACCGCACAGGUUGUCGAAACGUCAGUCACUGUCAACAACAACAGUCCUAUUCAGGACUACGUUCACCCGGACGAUCAAACUCAGCCUUUUGGUAUUUAUUAUAGCACUGACCUGCUUGUCAAAACAAAACAAAACCUCAGAAAACCAAUAAGCUUACUGUAAGUAAGCUUAAUUUUAUUUGAUUUACAAGUGAUUGUAGUAAUUGCAAGCGAGUGUCUUUUUUUCCCUACUAUUUAAUCUUUACUUAGCUCUGAUUUUUUCAAGUGCUAUUUAUAUUUUCAUCAUUUUCUGAAUUAUGUUUAUAUAAACAGGUUGUGGAUCUUUUUGAGGCCAGAGCUUUAGAGGGAAGGGGUGAACCAGUUCCCUAUCUCAAAGCUGUAUUCAAAGGUUAGUAGACUCUUAGCUUAUACUGUUAGAUCAUAUUUCAAAUUCUCAUAAAGCAGGAGUUUUGCCUGCGAUAGCACACAAUUUCAUUGGUUACUUCAAGGUCACAUGACAUAAUAUAUAACUCUGAGUGGGCAGAUGGUGAAUAUGUAUAUACAUAUGAAUAUUAAUCCUCAACAGCUAUGCACAAACUAUUUUUUUUUUUGUACUAUAGGUUCACCCUGUGACACUAAAGUUGGUUUAGAAAGGCGUACCAUUGUGUUUAAGCAUGCUAUUCAAGUACUUAAUGAUGGUGACGUUAGUAACAAGGUAUUUGCCACAAGAUUGUACUUUGUUUUGGUUGAGUUUAGAAUGAAAAAAAUUUCAACUGAGUGUGCCCAACUGAAAAUGCAGCCCCAAGUGGAGCGUGAGUGAAAUUUUAAGGGAUUUGUAUAAAGCUUGGUAACUGCCCCAAGAUUUCCUUGCCUACUUGUCAAAAUGGCAUCAAAAACCGUGACAAGGUCACGAUGUAUGUAAUGCUUCUGCUACCUACAACUAGCCACUCCAACACGUCAUGUGUUUCUAUUCCAUUGCCUCACUUUACAAAUAACAACAUUGAAAAAAAAGGAAACAAGUUAAAAAAGACUGUAAGCACAAGGCGAGAAAACAAUGGUGGAUGACUCUACUUGUCUCACCUUUUUUGGCAGGUUGCCUCUGAGGUUGUGGGAUUUUUGCUCAUGGAGGUAAUGUAUACAAAAUUAAACAAACAGAUAAUAACGGUAAUUUCUUUAUAAACUAAGGGCACUUUCUGUUUGUCAGAGCUGACCGGCCAGACCAUUCCCGUUACAAUGAGAAUUUCACUCUUAAUCAAUACUAUCCAGCCAGAACAUUCAGAAUCCUAAAUAGUAUGCAAGAAAAAGUUGUUUUGUUCAGCAAAACUCUUGGGAAAAGCCUAUUUCAUAGUCAAAAUGACUGGUCCUUCAUAGUUGGGCUAGCCAGUUCUGACUUUUGGAAACUGUCCUAAGAAGCCUACAAAGGCAGGUCACAAAAAAGAAUAUUUGAAAGUGAAUGAAUGGCAGUACAUUGCAUGUUCAGGGUGCAAAGGAAGUCAGUUUUACAGCUUGCCACUUGGACAAGCUGUAGCCUGUGUGUACUAGCCCAAGAGUUAUUUUAACUGGUCCGAAUAAAUUUUCUGACAAGUAGGAUUGCUCACAGUUCUUCUGUAACUUGCAUUCCCCAAAACACUUCAUUUACCAAGUGUUAAGAACAAGAUUCACUAGCCCAAUAACAAAAUCCACCAGCCCGAGGCUAUUGGACACUACAUUCUUUGCACACUGGACAUACAUGUACAUAAGUAGGAAAGUAGGGCCAAAUAAGCUUUCCUUAGAUUUAAUCUCACCAUACUAAAUAAAUAAUGAUUUAGAGGUGGCACAUCCACAUUUUGGUUCUUUGUCUGCCAUUCCUGGUUGAAUUGGAAUCUGGAAAUGUUGAGAGAGAAGGGAAAAGGGAAAACCAGAAGGGAAAACCAGAGCACCUGGAGAAAAAUCUCUCGGAGCAAAGAGUGCGCUUUCGCAUGUACAGAAAUAACUGUUGCAGAAGUAAUACGUGUUAAAUAGUCUAGAAAAUAUGAUAUUCCAAUGUAAGGAGCAAAGAGCAACCCGCGUAAUGGUGUCAAUGCCAGUAUUUGAACCUAAGCCUCAUUUUCUGGGAGGCGAGCAUUCUCACCACUGCGUUAUCUUUGCUCUCCCAUAGUGUGCUUUCGCAUGUACAGAAAUAACUGUUGCAGAAGUAAUAGGUGUUAAAAAAUAGUCUAGAAAAUAUAAUAUUCCCAUGUAAUAUUGUACAAAUUGGAUGUUAAGGCACAGCUGUACUCCAAGAGUGCCCGGUGGCACUUUAAGGUGCCUUACAUUUGCUCUUGGGUAAGUAGGAAAAAUUAGUUUUUACACAAAAAUAGUAAGCUUGGCAUAAGACAUUUACUGCCAGUUCAAAGAAGUACUACCAAUAGUUCUGGGGCAAGUAUGUCAACCAUGCCAUUCUAUACUAAACCAAACUUUUUCUUUAAAACUUGUAUCACCAUACUGUCAAACAACACAAAAUUAAGGCAGUCUAACAUUUAAGCAAUUGUAUGAUUGUAUCAUUUUAUAAUCAGUGUCAGAAAAACUUGAAGUGACAAAAUCUUCCUCUCAUUCAAUAGCUUGAUGCAUUUCCUGGAAACAUUCUUGCAGACUUAGCAGAUGUGUUUAUUAAUGCCAUUAAGAGUGGUUCCCUAAGCAAUGGCAAGUAAGUAAUAUUUGUUCAUUGAUAAGUUACAAACACAAAGAUUGCUGUCAAGGAAAAUGCCAGGUUAACAAAACUUUUUCUCAAGUAACAUAACACUUGUGUCACAGUCGUUUUCCACAGAGCCAUUUGUUUUUAUGACAUGUGGGACACACCCGUUGCCUCAGGCAUUAAGUCUUUGAAGGAUCAACAGUCAGUUUGCUUGUCUUUAACCUAAACAGAUCACUGGAAUUGUUUCCUAAAGUGCUGUCUGCUGUAGCAGCCAAGGACUCUAUUCCAAUGGUGGGAGGUAAGAAAAUCAACUUUUUGAACGAGUAGAACAGGUGGUUCUUCAACAAACUAGGUCCAUUUGGCAAAAAUCCAUCAACGCCACUAAAAAAAGCACCUUUAUGUUAACAUUCAUAAACUUGCCAAGUUUGAAAGUGACACAUCUAAAACAAGCAAAGAUAUAGCUCCCCAAAUUCCCCAAAUUAAACAGUGAAUUUGCAGCCAGAGCUCUAUCUUCAUUCUUUUUACACAAAUCACUCUCAAUCUUGGCAGUUGGUUCUCUUUUUUAGGCUCUUCUAAGAUAGCUGUGCAGUGUUGAUCUACAAGUUGGCAGAUAAUUGUGCUUAGAAAUAUUAAGUACAUUCAUUACCUGGCGUUGUUUUUAUUGUGUAGAAUGUGGAGGUGAAAUGGCAGGACAGGAGUAUAAGAGACACCUACUUAACACUCUUUGCUCAAGCAGGUCAGUAGUUUGAAUUUUGCUGUUGAUAUACAGUGCAAGCAUUUUUCAUUCAUUUACUCGUCAUUGAGAAAGUGGUGAUGACUCUGGACUAAGGGAACGAUGGGGGUGAGUGUAAUUUAGGUAAAAGAAAUUCUAGAGCAUAUGUUGGGUUGUAGCACCCAUAUCUCCACUAGAAUCAGGCCUGCAAAUCAUUUCUCUUUUUAAAGGGCCUUAUGUCCAACCAGGUCACCAUUGUGAAGAUGAAAUAAUCAGCAUAUGUCAUGAGCGUGGGACAAAGAAAAAAGUCUGAGUCCUCAACAGGAUUCGAACCUAUGACCUCCCAAACACCGGGCGGGCGCUCUAUCCACUGAGGUAUGGAGAACUCAUGAAGAGAGAGGCCAUAUACUAGGUUCUUAUUGGAAAUGCGUCCUGUAUACUGCUAGGAUCAUUAAUGUCGAGAUCAUACUGUAUGGAGAAAGAAUAAACCAAGUAAAUUUGUUGGUCACACAUUAAGCUGACUUUAAUAUUUUUUUGUUUUCUUUUUAUGAAAGAAAGGUUAAUUAAUACUUUAAAGUAUCAAAAGUCAGCUUCAACUUGAAAAUAUUAGGUAUUUGUGUCUAACCAAAGUAGGAUUUGACAUCAUCUAAUGAUAGAUUGUUAUUUGCAACUCUGAGAUUUUAAAGUUAGAAAGUGAGAAAAUUAAUGUUUCUUAUCACAAGCUCUGCCUUAUUGAGCUGAUUGGGUUCUGACAUGAGAAACAAUUCAGUGGAAAACAUCUUCAGUUGUCAUCUCAUUUAAUUUUCAGAUGGGAUCCUCAAUGUGCCAUACAUCUAGCUGCUGUUUUCAGGUAAAUUUUUGUUUUUGUCAGUAGCUGUCCAAGUGACCUUAGGCUUUUGAAUAAGACGAAAACAAUGUGAGAUAAAUCAAGGUGUUUUUAAUCUAAAAUCAGAUCCUCAUCCAUGGUUGUCCUCCUUUUUUUGCGCUGUUAUCAGUGCUAUUAUUGGAAGUCAUACAUAGAGUUAGACAUACUACUCAUUAACUGAGAGAGAGGUCAUUACAGGGAAUUCUCAGCCCAAUGUAUUGUAUCGCUCAGUCAAUACAUCAAGGCUGAUGUCCGAGAUUUCCCUGUAAUGACCGAAUAAACAAGGUUAAUAAGUUAUUUAUUAUUUGGCCUGAGUCUGCGAUCAAUUGAAAUCAACAACUGGUCAGCGGAUAGAUUAAAAAAAACACACACACACACAACACCUCAAUGAGUUGUCGCUUGAGCCUGCUUUACAGUCAGGUGACACUGGCCAGUGGAUGCUCUUUUUGUCAGUUGUCAUCUGACCGUAACAUGGAUGUCCAUAAGCAUGUCCACUAUCAAGUUAAGCACAAAUUUUGUAUCCCUUGCACACCUAGCUAGUAUGCCCGGUCAUUACAAGAGAAUAAUGCCGAGCUGUCAUAACAAGAAAACAGCGAAUCAGAGCUCGCAUUCUAUUGUAGCCAUAUAAUAAUAUUCCUUAUUGUCUUUUAAGAACCCAAGCAUCAGAAAAAUGUAUCUCUAACGGCACCUUGAUUUCCACUCUUUCUUGUUGAUAUUCUGAACCCUUUAUCUAAAGUGCUAAAACAUAAGUUCUCAGCAUGCAGUCAGUAUCAGUCAGCAGCAGAUUCUGGUUGUCAAAGGGACUUCCCUUAUACAUUAACUAUAUCAUAUCUUAAGUAACUGCAAAUAGGCAUAGGUCUCACUCAACUGGUUUUUGUUCAUCCUUUGUAUUAGGGAUGUGCCAAUGACUUCAGAUGAACUGCGGUUUGUAAUGGAAAAGAUAAUAAGGUUAGUGAGUGUGCAGUUUUGCACUUUCUUCUUUCUGGUAUAUUUGAGAUUGUUGAUGUCAUGUGAAGAAUCUGGAUUAGACAUAUUCGAUUGGAAAGGUAGGAAGGUUAAAGUUAUUUUAUGUUUGUUUGCGGGCAGGACUACUAUUGUGAAAUGGCCCUUAACUUAUGACGUUCCUUUGCUAAAUUUAAUUUAUUGUAUCAUAACAAUGUCUUGAUUUUCAUUUUUACUUUUCUGUAGGGCCAUGAAGGACCUUGAUUUUCAAGAGCUUCCUCCACUUGUCUAUCAGUUAUUGCUUCUCUCCACAAAGGUACACAAUUCUCUUUACUUGGGCAGCUACAUGUAAUUCUAUCGCUUUGAUUCUUCUGAAACCACCCUCUGUGUCUUUUUUAUUUAUAACAUUCUUCAUCAGGGUUAGUGAUUUAAGCUUUUUUGCAAUUGUAAGGCAUGAAUGUUCACCCAUGUAUGUGCAAUCUGUCAGAUAACCAGUAUAAGCACACAUAAUGUUAGACAAGAUUUGGUUUCUGGUAUGUGCCUUGUGUCGUCCUGCUUAUAUUAGUGUUUGUUUGUAUUAUUUUUAAGGGUCACAAACAGCUCGUUCUGGAGGGAGUAACAUCUUUUUUCAACAACUUGGAUGAAACAUGUCGCAAGGAGAACAACGAGGAUAGGUUGGUUAUCCAUGAAUUCUAUAACUUUCUUUUCAUUGGAUUUCUGCUCGUAGUUUGCUUACUCUUUAGUAUUAUGGUUUAGGGUUGAUUUGAGUUGAUGUUUGGCAUUGCCAUUGCAGCUCAGAAGUCCAGACCAUGUCCAAAGACCAGCUACGCCAUAUGGAAGGAACUGUAGUUCUUCACAUAACAUUUGCUGUAAAACAAGAUCAGGACCUAGGAAAGGAGUUCAUUAAAUAUUUAAAGGUAUUGGCAAAUGGAUGGUUCCUAAAGUACUAUCCAUUAGUAAGUACACAACAAUUAUUGUAUUUUCAAAAAGGGAUAACAUAUUAGUGAUUUGUGCCUGAUACAAUUGUAGUUAUUGCAAUAAGAAUUUUUUUGAAAAGUUACUUGCAGAGUCUUUAUAGAUGGACUUGCUUUGAUUUUUACCAUUUGCUCCUUUGAUCUUUAAAUGAUUACAGGAGUAUAUGGUAAAUGUCAAAACAACUCCAUCUAUAUAGACUCUGCAAGUACCUUUUAGAAUUCUUAUUGCAAUGUCCUCCAGCUCUUGCAGAAUCAGGAAUUCUUAGGUUUUGUACAAAAUGUUUAUGUUGUUUGCACUGAAUUUCAUGAGUUCAGAGCUCUUGUGCUUUCUGCCCUUUUUUUCUUACCCCAGUACAGCCUUGAAGUUUGAUUAUUCAGCCGUACUAGUUUUUCUUUAGUAUUUUCCAUGAUAAAUUUGGGAUUUUGUGAUUUUUUUAAGAAAAAUCUCACGGAGGUCGAGAAGUAUUAUAUAACAGUAAUGUUGUUGGUGAAUGGUCAUUUACUGCCAAGAUAUUUUCAACCAUAGGGUACAUUGUAUUUUAGGCAGUAAAUCUAUUUAUUGUGUUCUGCACAGGCUCACCAAAGCUGCCCUGGUGUGGUGCUUACUCCAUUCAAUAUUGCAUUAGCUCUCUCUAUUGCACAGAUUCAUAGAUUUGAAGAAAUGGUAAGGAUUAACGCCAUGCUAGCUUUUUUUAUUUUCACUCUAUUGAAAUGUGACCAACAAAUCUCAGUUUGUGACAAACAUGAUAAGAUGCAGGCAAGAAACGGUAAACAUGCCUGCAAAUUCCAUGUGGCUUAGUCUCUUGAUUCUUGUCAAAAAAACAUCAGUUAGAAUAGAUUGCUUGAGGAAACAAAGUAUUAUAUUUGCUGACCAGUCUACUUCAAUCAUGUCAACCACCAAAAAAAGUAUUCAUCAAGCAAUAUUAGCAAAAAUGACUAUAUUUAGUACGCAUUUUGAAAUGUCAAUGUGCUUAAAUAUUUAAAACUACAAUUAUGACUAUUAUAAAAUAAAUUCUAAAAGUACACAAUGUGCAAUGUAUUUACUAUGAAUUUUAUUCAAAUAUUAGAUAUUUGACUUUCUGAAGUCAGCUGUACUUAGGAGCUUUAAAGAUGAAGAGAGAAGAAAGCAGUCAAAGUGGGUGCGAGGUGAGCUCCUUGUGCACUGGUUUUGUGGCAGAUUAUUAUAUAUUUCACCAAAGAGAAAUUAACUGUGAAAGGUUUGAACCCCGGAAACGUUCUGCCUUCAGUUUUCUUUGUAGGUGUGUCACUGUGUGUUUGACCUGUUGUCAGUGAGAAAAAGGUAUUAAUUUGGGAUUCUGAUCAGAACAAAAUCUCAUUUUAUAAGUUUUGUACAUGUGGCCCAUUAAUUUAGUUAUGCAGAGAGCAGACUUGAUAACUUGAUUAUUAUAAGGGAUGUAUGGAAAACUGACCUUUUUCUAGUACAUAAGCUUAACCCUUUAACCUCUAACAAGGAUCAGCCUUUUUUUGCUAUUAUGUUGGUGAAGACUCUGGCUGGCAAGAGGAUUAAUAAUAUCGCAGCAGUGAAGUAAUCUUCUUUCCAUUUUGAAUAUUUCAUUUCUACCUCAGAAAAUAUCCCUGCAUCUUCCUCUGUUCAGGAUCAGGUACUGGAGACAGUUCAGAACAGGUAAAAGGUCAAAUGACUGUACUUCAGUUUGUCGCUGUUAACCUGGUGUUACGUUUAUGUAAUUUUUUUUUCAUCUAAGAGAUUUAAGUAAAUUUAUUACAAUAAUAUUACUCUGUGUGAUUGUUCUACCAUAGUUUGUUUGGAUGGGAUCAUGUGACUCAAGGAUUGGUGCAGCUGGGCUUCACUCUGAUGGAUGCAUUUGGUCCCAAGAUGUUUGGUAAAUAUUGUGGCACUUUGGUAUCAACCAGACUACAUUAUAAUGAUAAUUGUGGCAUUAUGUAUAACACUCAGUAGUUAAAACACUAACCUAUGGUCAAACUGUCAGCCAAAUUUGGUGGACAGACCCUUACCUCAUGCAGGGGACAGCUGUAGAUGGAAGAGGUUUGCUGUGGCAUAACUGUUGCUUUCUCAGGAUUGUUUUGGAAAACAUCUUUGAGGAAAAAUUUCAGAAAUGUAUAAGGUCACAAUAGUACUAAAAGUAUUUAAUGUCUGUCAGUGACUUGCGUUUUUGUGCUCUCUUUUAGAUUCUACAACUUCACCAAAUCUGUCUCCAACACAACACUCGUACAAGCUUGGAUCCUCCAUUCUGCUUGAUACUUUCAAGGUAGAUUCUAUACCGCUGUAGAUUUUAUACGGCAGCCUGGCAAGCUCAGUUGGGAGAAUGCCAGUCUGCUUAGUGGAAAGUUGCGGGUUCAAACCUCUGCUGGACCAACACUUAAACACGGGGUCUUUAAAUAACUGAGAAGAAAGAGCUGCCUUUGUAAUGACAUCUGCAAACAGUUUGACUUUCUAGUCUUCUCAGAUAAGGAUGAAAAAACGUAGGUCCCAUCUCACAGUGCUUUCACUUAUCUGAUUCUUGUGGGACGUAAAAGAACCCACACCAUUGUUUGAAAAGAGUAGGGGACGUAGACCCGGUGGUGUGGCCAACCUUUCCUAGGCUGGGUGGGUUAUCUGUAAGGAGAGAUCUUAAUUCAGCAAUGACCUCAUGAUCCUCAUUCAGUUGUCCUAAUAGGUACCUGUAAACUUGGAGCAAAGAGAUACUUAUAUUGAGAAAAUUAUGAAUGUAACCUGCCAGUGUUUAUAGACCAAAAAAAAAUAAUGACAAUAAAUCUGUUUGUUUUUACACGCCUUUUCAGUUUUCUUUGAGCUCUUUAUUGUUAUUUUUUGCAGGCUCAUGAAAUGGUCCGAUCUGAAAUUCUGCAACAAAUCCUGAACAGAGUGAUUACUAAGGCAACUACACCAGUCAAUCACUACAUUGGUAAGAGAAGAUUCUGUACAAUAAAACAUUACGCUUUAAUGAACACUGGUGUGCUUUACUAGGCAGUAAGUUCUGAGUGUAUAAUAUUGAGAAGGAUAGGACUGGGAUGUCACAGAAGUUGUAUAGUUUGGAAAUAAAAGGUGUAUAUGUUGUGGUUCAAUUUUAUCCUUGGUUUAAAUUUUAUUUUCCUUUGUUUCAAACUCAUUAUCAUACAUUACCACACCCAGAAACAAAGGAAAACAAAAUUUAAUCCAAGGAUAAAGUUGAGCCACAACAUAUAUACAUGGGGUGAGUUCGCUAAAUUGAAAAGUCCUUCCUGGUGAUUUAUCAGGGCUUUGAAUAAGUUUUUAAACAUAGGGGUACAUUUAUCCCAUAUGUGAUGAGCCAUUCUUCAUCACUUUCUGAAAUAAUACUGUAAGGGACUUCAUGGUGGUUGCUUUGAGCUUGAUAGUGUUUGAAAAGGUUCAGGCAUUGUAAUGUCUCUUUCAGAUCUCCUAGCCAGCACUGUUUCUUCAGCACCACAUGUGUUACUGGAAUCAAUGCCAAGGGUAACAACCAGUAAAUUUGUAGUACUUUAUUUCAUAAGUAAUAGAAACACUGAACAAAUCGUGGUUGUGAGAGUCCAUCUUGACAAUUCUUUAAAUAAGAUCAUGGAAAGUGCCAGUCAACAAUCCCACCAUCUGGUUUGUUUCUUUUUGUUCAGUUCACAUUCUUUUUAGGCCUUCACAAACUCUGGAAAAACAAUCAAUAUCGCUUUGAGAAAAACAUUUUGUAUGUUGAAAAAUUUUUUGCAAGAUGAGGACUUGCAGAAGUACUGCAAUAGAAUAUAAACUUAGAAUUUUUGUGCAUCAUUUCUCCACGUCAAAAAGUCAGCAUUGUACCAUUUGGGCUGACAAAAGUGCAUAUAACAUUUCAGUUGCUAAUUUGCUUGUGAGAUAGAAAAUCCUUUUUGUAUUUUGUAUGCUGAAAAAUUUUGCAGGAGACAAGAAUUUGCAGACCUAUUGCAAAACAAAAAUGUCCGAGAACUUUUCCUGUGUCAUUGCUGUUAGUCGAAAAAGCAGCAUUGUACCAUUUGGACUAACAAAUGCACCUGUAAUGUUUCAGCAGCUAAUUGUAUCAGGUUGUUUGUUCUGAAGUCUUAAAGUUAGUAGAUAACCUCCCAAACCGUGACCAGCAAAAAUACAGCAAAUCAAUAGCUGCUCUGCACCCUCCAUGUUUCAGUGGCCUCUGAAAGGGGUUCUGAACUUGUCAGUUCAGCUAUGGAUUAGUUUGAAUAUCAUGAGUUGUAAGAAAAAUAAGACAAGGCAAUACCUGUUAUUCAGAAAGAAAUGUUUUUCAACCAAUGUGUUUUCCAGGUUAAAGAAGCUCUGGACUAUCUGUCCUUUUUACCCCCAAAAUCUGCUGAAGGGUUUCUCAAAGCAAUCCAGGUACAGUGUAGAGUUCUUUUUUUUUCAAUGUUCAUAUUAUUAUCAAGAGUGCGAAAAAUUAACUGGCACUCUUUUUGGUAAUGCAAAUGUGUCUUGUGCUAUGCUUCAUUAUCCAGUAAAUAUUUCUGACCAUUGUUUAUCUUGUACAAACAUGUAAAGGUUUUUCUCUUCACAGCCUCUGUUAAAGAUCAGUUUAUCUCUACGUGAUUCACUUAUUCUUGUGUUACGAAAGGCAAUGUUCUCAAGGUAACAGUCAAAUUACUAUCCCUUCAAUUAUACCAUUUUAUAUCAGUUAAUGAAAUGUAUUACAGUGAAUUUCAUAACCUUCUUGUGCGUGUCUGCUCUUUAUGAGGGAUUGAAAAAGGGGUGACUGUGAUGACACUAAGCCGCUACCGACUUUAUAAAAUUUUCACAGGCAAGUUGAUGCACGUAAGAUUGCAGUAACAGGAUUUCUUCUCAUUCUUAAGAAUUUCAAGGUACAAGCUGUCAUGAUUAUGUAAUUGCCGAGGAGAAUAGCUGAUCUCUUUAUUAUACAGUUCAUAUUCUUGUGCGUCUUUUGAAAGUGAAGGGAAUACAGGAGAAUGUUUUGUUUGAGGCCUACAUGCUUAUCAUCUGAAUGAUAUUUCUUAUACAAAAUGUUUGAUGGUUGAAUACCCAGGGAAGGUUCAUUUUUAUUAUAGAGGGGAUCUUUUUGCAGGUUAUUUUUCAAUGAGGGGAUAUUUUUCCAUCACAGCUAGAAACAACAGUUUUGAGAGUUCUUAAUUCUGUGCAGUCUUCCCAUAUGAGCAAAUAGCCUAGUAACACAGGAGCACCGAACGACGGUUUCCUCCAAAAUACGUUGAAAACACUUUUUAGGCCAUCCAGAGGACUUUUGGAUCUCUAGAAAUGCAUUCUUAGCGGUGCUACAAAAUUUUUAUCUGUUCAGUCAUCCUAGGGGAACUGAAGUCUUUUCGAAAUUACAAGGGCUUCAGUAUCAUUUUCCCGAAAAUUUUAGGUGUAAUUUAACGUUUUAAGAAAGUGAUUUCUCUCUCCAUCACAUUUUAGAAUCCGAAAAUUUUAAGUCUCCUUUUUCUCAGAAAAAUAGUGUAAGCAGGGUUGUAAAACAUGAAAAAUUAAACUUCAGAUGAUCAUAGGGAAUUUAUUAGAUAUGAUUCGAAAAUUGUACAUUAAUGGAACGUUCAUCUAGAAGUUUUUAGCCGUCCUCAAGCAGAAGAAAAUUCUAGGCAAUAUUUGCUUCUCCGAACACAUAUUUUACAGAAAAUAGUCGUUGUGUGCCCCUGGUAACAGAUGUGAUACCUUGCAGAUUUUAGGAGGAGGUAUAUCUUCUAGUCAACCAGCUAGCCAAUUGAGUCAAACGCUAUCACAUUCUAGUCAAAUCCAAGUGGAUGUCCAUGUCAGAAGCAGUGGAGUGGGCAAUGAGGCCCUGUGUUUGGAGAUACUAGGUGAAUACAUUACUUGAACAUUUAUUUAUCAGACGAGGUAUAGCAUCUGCGAGGAAAUUCGUCAGUAACCAGUGCAACUUCAUAUUAUUUACCACUGUCCAUGCUGCGUGGCAUUAGGUUAUUUCCUUUUGACCUAGGUCAACUUAAAGCAAACCUUUCACUUAGUGAACAUGAAGUUAAGAGCCAUUCCAUCAAAUGGCCAUUGAUCAAGGUAAACCUGUUGUUUAACCAGUAUGGAAAGUGUUUUGGGUAAAGGAAGCUGAUACAUAGCUAAGGAGAGCUUUUAGUCAGUCACUGAAGACAUUUAGUUUUAUAAGUUAUUAGAACCCUGCUAUGGUGGUUCCAUGUUUGUUGUUGUUGUUGUUUUCUCCUUAAGGAAACCUACGUCGAUGUUUGACUCAACAAGCAGAUGUCAGGGUGCAAUUGUAUGAGGUAUAGUCUGCAAAAUUUACAAUUUCCAUAUAACCAUUUCUACAAAUUCAUAUGUACAGCAACUGUGCAUUUCGGUAAUUCUCUACCAAAUGUUUCACUGAUUUCACCAAAUGUAGAACGGUAUUGAGGUCAAACACCUUUCUAGUUUCAGUACAAUGGCUGUGAUUGAACAAUAAUUUUAAGAAGAGCCAGAAAUUCAUUUCAUUUUUGUUUGAAUUAAGGUAAAAUUACUAAUAAAUAACAUGCAAGUCAUUGUUAUUUAAAACUAUAAACUGGAAUGUUUUCUAUUAGUGUUAUUUUCUCUUUUUGUUCGUUCCAGGGUUUGUUCCAUGUGCUUUAUAGAAACCCUCAGCUACAGCAGCCAAUUUUAGACAUGUUCUUCAACCAGGUACAACGCAUUUUCUUUUUGUCUUGUAGUUACCAUUACUUCUUUUGCAUUCUGUCGUCUUAUUAUUGUCUGCUUAAAGCUGGGAAUGUGUUCUGUGCUGUAAGAUUAGACUUUCAAGCUGACUUAUAAACCAUAUUAGCUAAGUUAUUUCAAGAGGAAUCUGUGGUAACGAUAAGCAUUCUGACGACAAGGUACAUGGCUGACCUUCUACUUAGUGGUAGAUGCUACGCAUUUAAUAAGUUUUUCGCAUCUGCAGCAAGCAAAUUGAUGGCCACUUUACGGAAAACUUGUGGUAAUAAACAGCGUGAUUCCGAUACUCCUGCCCGUCAGUAUCCGCCGUUUAAUUUUCUUGAGAUCUCUGAGGAGUUUGUUAUGUCUCAACUACGUAGCCUGAAAUCUGGGAAGGCUGUGGGUUUGGACCGCAUACCGACUCGCCUGUUAAAAGAUUCUGCGGACAUUGUAGCUAAGCCUGUGGCGUUUAUUAUCAACACCUCGUUACGUACUGCCCAAGUUCCCAGUGAUUGGAAAUCCGCACGGGUCAUUCCACUCUUUAAAAAGGGAAAGGCUGAUGAGAUGGACAAUUAUCGCCCGAUUUCCAUUUUACCUGUUCUAUCUAAGGUUUUAGAACGGGCUGUACAUAUCCAACUCUACAAAUAUCUCCAGCAAAACAAGAUCUUGAGUCCUUAUCAGUGCGGGUUUCGGAAGUGUCACUCGACAGAAUUCGCUGCUCUUUUUUUUUUUCUGAUAAUAUUCGUAGGAACAUGGACCAAGGUCAAUUAACUGGUGCUGUGUUUAUUGACCUUCGCAAAGCUUUCGACACUGUGGAUCAUGCGGUACUUCUGGACAAGCUUUCCAAUUUGGGGAUUUUCGAUAAAGAGCAUGGCUGGUUUACGGAUUACCUGUCGAACCGCACCCAAGUUGUGGAGUUUCAAGGGGUGACUUCUGUUUCGGAAGCCGUCUCUACUGGUGUGCCUCAGGGCUCUAUCCUCGGACCAUUAUUGUUUAUUCUACACAUUAAUGAUUUACCUGAAGUAGUGUCCGAUUGCAAUAUUCUGAUGUACGCUGAUGACACUGUUUUAUACUGUUCAUCCUCUCAAGCCUCUGUCAUUCAAGACAAGCUCAAUGCAGAACUGUCUAAGAUUGAUCACUGGCUUUCUUUUAAUAGUCUGUUUGUUAAUGUAACAAAAACCGAAGCUAUGCUUUUCGGAACCGCCCCUAGAUUAUCUGCUGUCAACUCUUUUUCUAUUACUUUAAAUAACAAUGUAAUUAAGCGGGUUUUUCACUUCACUUAUCUAGGUAUAGUUUUUGAUGACCGCCUUAGCUGGAACGAGCAAAUAAAGUACCUAAUUUCGAAGGCGGGAAAACGCGUAGGAAUGCUCGGCAGGCUUCGCAGAAGCCUCACUAGAGAGAGUGCAAAUGUAGUGUAUUGUAGUCUAAUUAGGCCAAUUUUAGAAUACUGUGUAAGUGUGUGGGGCUGUUGCGGGGAAGGUCGUAAACAAGACCUUGAAGCCCUCCAAAACCGGGCUGCUAGGAUAGUGGCUUGUACUCUGCGCAGCAAGCAGGCAUUGGACGUUCUGAAAUGGCCCACCUUGGAGGAGCGCCGACGUCAAUCUGUUUUUAAACUCGUUAAGAAAUGCCUGCAAGGUCAAUGUCCCCAGUAUUUUAAACAAUAUUUUAAACGUAAUAAUACAAUCCAGCGCGCUCUACUAGACAAAGCAACCUCUUACAUCCGCCUUCUGUGAGAACUGAAAUUGCAAAAAGAUCCUUUUAUUAUUAUGGUUGCACUCUUUUUAACGAAUUAUCUUAUUGAUAUUCCGUGUUUUACAUCUUUUAAUCUUUUAAUUGAAAAUAGUUUUCUAUUUAUAUUAUUACCUGUAUUAGUGUAAUGUUUAUAUAUUCAGUUUGGUUUUGUGCGUUGUUGCUCAGGGCUCCCAUUGAUAACAGACAGCUUUUUGCGUCUGAAGGGGCUACCCUGAGCGGUAUAAAUUAAUAAAGGUUCUUGUUCUUCUUCUUCUGCUGGAGAGUGCAUGGUCUUGCCCUUAAUCUGGCGUUGCCAUUUGGGUUGACAAGCGCACCUACUGUAUUUCAAUGACUGCAAGUAAUAGUGUUGGCCAUGUAUGUUGCAACACCAUAGAGUGUGUUGUAAUUGCAUCCUUUAGAGUGAUUGGAUACUAAGAUGUAUGUCAGUGACAUUUCUUUGAUUCCGUGCAUGUCAAACUUCCACCCAAUGACUGUUUUAUUGGCAUGCCUGUGACAAAAACCUAACCACUGCUUUAAUAUAUUAUGUCAUCACAGUUUCAGAGGUAUGUUGAAUCUGAUGAAGAUGUAAAUCCUCCUAUCAAAUUAGAGCCGUGCCUUUCAGCUGCAGGUGAUCAAGUUUACCUCACAGAACCACUGGUACGUUCUUAAAUUUUUAGUCCUCUUUUUUCUCAAGAAUAGUGUUUCAUAUUUUGGUUUUUUACAUUACUGUUAGGCCCAUUUGCUGUGUUAUCUUCUACAUUCAAUGGCAAAGUGCAUUGAAAGUUACAACCAGGAAGAGGAUGAGCGGAAUGGUGAGUGUGUUUCUAAUCUUGACCUUUCGCUUUCACCACUUAAUCUGCUCUGGCACAUUGCCAAAGCGUCUGGACUAGCCACCAAGUCAUAGGUCCACCAAGUCCAUUCACCUGUGUCAAAAACUGAUUAAAAUAACAUUUUCAUUUCGACCCUUGUUCCUUAUAUUGGUUUCAGAUUCUAUGGAGCAUAUUUUGAAUGAACUAGAGGAUCUAUUCCAAUCACUUGUACGUAGGAUGAAUAAAUCUGAAAUGGAAGACUUUGAGCUGGUAAUUAUCAUAUUUUAAGUGGAUUUGGUUUUUCUUGACAUGUGCUUCUUCUUGUUUUCAACCUUUUUGUUCAUUUUUUCAGGACAAGUCUGCUGAUUUUUCUUUGACCUCAAGUGUUGGUAUCAAGAACAACAUUCUUGCUUUACUUGUUCUUGGAGUUUAUGAGGUAAGCGCUCAAGUUGUUUUGUCUUUAAAAGCUUUUUUUCGUUUGAAAUUUAUUUCGACGUUUUAUUCUCACUGAGAAGAGAAAAAGUAGAACUAAUUGUAUAAACCUAAGCAGUUGUCCAAUGGCGGCAAAUACUCUUACAGAGUUGCUUUAGCUUUUAGUAUCUCUUCGCAUUUUUUUUCUAAGAAAGAACACCCUUUUGAUUCUCUUUGUUUAGGUUUUAUUCGAGUACAGUUUUGCUGAAGGAGAAUUAAGGUUGGUUACUUUUGAAUGGGCCGUCCUUCACCUCUAUGAGCAUAGUGUUUAGUAACUGUGGUUAAAUAAUGUUAUUGCUAGAUCACGAAUUGGAAGAAGGUUUUGCUCUCAGUCUAUAUUUUUAUCGUCAUUAAUUAUGCUAUUGUUGUUGUUGUUAGUACUGAAUCAACUGAUGAGGUAAUGCAGCUUUUUGGCAAUUAUCACCAACUGUCUGAGAUCCUGAAGGAAAAAGCAAAUGCAACUGGUAAGGCGGCCUUUUGACAAAGGCUAGAAUUUAAUAUUAACUGAAUUCUGUUAUUUGUAAUAACUCACACAGAACCUGACUACAUCGAAGUUUUACGUAUUUUAUUAUGACAGGAAAAAAAGGCCGUGCAGCAGUUGGAAAACAAGGAACUAAAAGCAUGCUGUCUUUGGAGUGCUCAGCAUCCUUGUUAAGAGUAUUAUUCUGGUAUAUAUAUAAAUAAUCCAUUGUGUAGUUUGUCUGUGGUUUCAUUGUUACUAUCUUCUUUGAUUUUUGAACAAUAUCUUGACCUGUGUUAAUUGUGAAUAUCCUUAGUGAUACAACUCCAAGCCAUCAACAAGGCCUAACCACGCUGAGAGGCUCAAGAGACCUUAUUAAAUAUGCUGUCAAUACAGCUCUUCAGAAGCUCAAAGAGGUAAUUUUGAACCCUUUUGAUAAGAAUGUGCAGACCCAUUACUUGCAGGAUUAUUUGUCCUGGAAUGCCUCCACAUGCUCAAUGACUUAGCCAAUUGGCCCGAACACCCAGUUUACUCAAGACGCAUAUAGGAUAUUAGCCUGCGUGGCAAGCGUUUGAAAAGGAAAGGAAAGGGGGUUUUGGGCGUGAGGGAAACGCGAGGUGUGCGCAAGGAGGGAGGGAACGAGGGAGUUUCCUUCCCUCCCUCCUCGCGCGCUCGCUCGCGUUUCUCUCGCGCCUAAAACUCUCUUUCCCUUCCCUUUCAAACGCCUGCCAUGCAGGCUAAUAGGAUAUAUAAAUACAUGAAAGGACUUCAUCUAAAAUAUACGCCGAUGAAAGGUCUGAAGGAUAGAUGUUAGAGAGCCAUGACCACGGCGACUAAAACGUAAAAAAAUCAAUUAGUGUAAUUAGCAUUUAAAACAACAGAAAUGCAGGUGCAUCUCUUCUUUCUCUAGUAUAAGAUUCUUUUGUCAUAAUAUUUGACCGUUGCUAACAUUUUCUUUUUUUUUGCGUUUUGUUUUUCCCAGAUCAAUGAAAGUGGCAGUUGUUCUGGUCCUGGUGGCUCUAGCAAGGAACAUAUUUACAAACACUGUUGUACAAUUGCAAGGUUAUGUCGGUUUUGGUUUAUAUUACACAUUCUCAAUUAACUUUUCCCGCUUAGAGUAAUCAGCACUAACUUGUCUUUUUCUUUUAGAAUGUUCUGGAAACACAUGAAUGGGGAAAGCUGUUUACAGGAAGACCAUGACAAAAAAGACAAGGUACUGAAAUCCAACCGUAAGAAGAAAGUUAUUGAUAUAGGUUUUUAAAUAGUGGAUGAUUUUUGAAAAAACCAAACCAAACGUUAGACACUUUUUUGUGGGAGAGGAAAGGGGUGGGGAACUGGGAGUUCUAAAAGGUUCUAACAGGGGAAAAUCAUCCAACAGCACCUAACAUUUCACAAUCGUAAAAAGGCGAAAGAGUACAGGCGAAGAAAAUAGCGACAGGAGCCGGGAAUGCAAGAUUCGGGAGGCGGGAGGCUUGGACCUUCCCCCCCUCCCUACUUUUUAUGGUAAUUAAGGUUACUUUGCCUUCCUUCCUUCUCGGUAGUGAUUUCCCCUUGUUUCCUCUAGGUGAAGUUUUCAUGAUUUGUAGAAAGUAAAGGUCUCUCUAAUCUUUUUUCCCAGGGUAAAAAAAUCAACAGUUUGUGCGUGGAAGGAUUUUGCCUCGUGGUUAACAUUAUGUGUUGCUCAUUCUCCCAGAAAUUGCCCCAUUUCUUAAGCGUAAUAGGUGAGUGGUAAAUCUUUAUUUUGCUUUUAUUUUUUCAAAUGGUUUAAAAACCCUUAACACCUACGGAGUUUGCUGUUUCAAAGACAUUGUUAUCCUUCUUUAAGCUUAUCGAUAGUGUUCUCAUUCCCCAAAAAGGUGACAUAUUAGGUCAUCACAUACUUGAAAAAAAAGCACAAUGCCUUGAAAAGCCACUACUGUAGAGGUUCCAUUUAAAUCGUCACUUAUACGCGUUUAAUGGUAAAUAGCUAUUGAUUCUGAUGCUAAAAGGCUAAGUACUCGCCUGCGUAUAAUCUUUCCCUGGUUUUAGGCCCCCAACGGACUCAACUAAUUACCGCGAGUAUUUCCCUUUACCCUGGGUACCAGAGGUUUUUCUCGCGUGCGGCGGAAAUUUUCGGGUUCGCACGGGUCACUAUAAAUAAAGACUUGACAGAAACCGGAAACCGCGCUAGAAAAGUCUCUGGCACCCAGGGCUCGGUUGUUCCAAGCUGGGUUAAGGUAACCCACGGUUAGUGCGAAAUUUGAACUCGGACGUGAGAGCUUCAAAAGCAAAUUCACUUUAAUUCUCUUUGCCUACAAUUUGAUGACUGGAUACUCUAAAAAGAAUAGAGAAAAUUAUCCGAUAGUGUACUUUUGAUAAAAAGAAAAAGAAACCUGGGCCGAGUUGUUCAAAGCUGGGUUAAGAUAACCCAGGGUAAGUGCGAGAUUUGAAUUCAGAUUUGAAAGCUUAAAAAGCAUUUCGGCUUUAAUUCUUUUUGUCUACAAGUUGAAAUCCUGGGAUUACAGAAAAUGGGACCCAAGAAAAGAAACAAGGUUAAAUUUAACCCCGGGUUAGAGCUAAUGUCUGGGCCCGCAGACGGACAUAACGUGAUUGGCAAAUUGACAAUGGCUUGUUUUGUUUUCUUCUGGGACACAGCUUGGGACCCAGAACAAGGAUUUUAGCGCUGUCUCGCAGACGGACAUAACGUGAGGUUUUGUUUCUUCUGUAGCGCUGGUUAGUUAACGACACGAUUUGCCUGCUUAGAGGUAACUGAAAUGGUAUUAAAAAACAAGUUAAAAUGGAUGCUGAUGGCUCACUCAGGGACAAUCGUACCUGAUGUAAAAAUACCACUGCAUGUACUGCAGUGGUUGUCAUAGUUGUUUUAUUAUUUUAGACUCAAACCAGGAUAAAGACAAAAGUUCAACUGAAGAAGCAACCAACCAAGAUGACGUUUAUUCACAAAUAAAGAAAUUCCAGGUCUGCAACACUUUUUUUGUUGAUUCUACCAGUGCUAAUAUUGCAUAACAUUUCAUUAUUUUGUUUUGUAGGUUAGCUUGGUUUUACCUCCAGGGUUUAUUUAUCUACGCAUUUCACGGUUUUUUUUUUUAUUUUUUUUAUUUUUAUUAUUUUUUUUUUAUUAUUGUUUUUACAAACAUAAUGCUGACUUACUUACAUAGUACUUACUUAGUUACAUAAAGCUUUAAUACCUACUUACAUAUAACUUGCUAAGUUAAAUGCUACUUACUUACAUAAUAUAAACUUCCAAGAUAAUGCUUACAAAACAGGAGCCGAUGAGUUGGAGUCUGUUACAAAAUAGUGAAAAAAGAAUUCUAAUACAACUAAUUACUAACUUACUAUCUAUUAACGAAGAGUAAAUACGCUAAAAACGACAAAAAAUAAAUAAAUAAAUAAAUAACAAACAAACAAAACAGAAAAGCCAAAAAACAAGGGAAAUUAGCCAGAAUCAAGAAAAUUAUUUUCACAGCUUGACUUGCACCUUAGCUUAGCAUUUCACGGUUACCGGCGGUCGAUUCGAUACAUCAAGUUAAUUCCUUCAAGAUGUAACUAAUUUCACGUACGUCGCUUAAAGAGCGAAGAAUAUUCACCCAAAAUGUUGUUCUUGUUCAAUUGCAAACUUUACUUGAAGUGAUCGAAAUUUUUGUAAUUUCACUGCUUGAGUUUGUAUCGAAACGACCGGUUUCGCAUUUCACCACAGCCGUGCCUUGUGGUUAUUCCAGAGCUCGAAAAAAGUCCCGUAAGGUAGCCCAAAACAGGUAUAUUUUUUGCGGGAUCAUGUGCUUAUAUACAAUUGUGGAAAUGCUAAUGAGAUACCGGCUAAAUAACUGUAAAAUAUUUACUUCUGAACUUUAAAAUGACCGUCGAACGGUCGAAACGUGGUUCGUUUUUAACGUUAAUUUUUAUGGUGAAAUCCGCUUUGAAAAAUUUGUUGAUUCGAAGUAACUUUUUUAGCUUACUAACCGGAUGAGCGCGAGUCCAGAUAAGUCAUCUGCUAACAAAAUCAUUAAACCUUUAAACCCUAAGAGUGAUCAGCAUCAAAUUUCUCCUUGUAAUAUCAAUGCUUUGUAAAACUUAGUGGUCAUAAGAAUUACAGACAUGAUCACACAAGAUGAAUUUGCCUUUUAUUUUAUCAACUUCUCCCCUCUACUUCUGUAGGAAAAGAAUAGGUGCAGCAAAUGAGAAUUCAAAUUUUGAUCUAAGGGUUUAAAGGGUUAAGGUGGCUCGAUAGGGUUUUUUCAUUGUCAAUACCUCCCAAGUUUGAGCAUAAGCUACCUCGUCAUUAACAAAGAUUUGGAAAAAUUAUUACCACAUCUGUAUUAGAUAAAGAUGAAAAUUCGUUUUGAUCAGGGUUAUAAUGACAUCGGAGUUGUCGUGGCAUCGAAAUUACGCCAUAUUUUACAUGCAGCCGUAUUUCUCGGCACUGGGAACUCUUCUUUCAAAAUCGUUCUCGGGAGCUUUUUCCUCUAAUAGCCGCGUCGAUGUUCGUGAAGUUAAAGCGAAAUCCAUAAGAGCAUUAUCGAGAUAUUUUUUGUUUAUGGUUAGAAAUAUAACGGUAAAAAUUGGACAAUCUUGAUGUUUGGCCGUUAUCUGUAGGAAAUGAAGCGCUUUGCCUUUUGAAAUGCAAUUUCAACUCAUAGUAGUUUCAGUCUUUUUAAAAACGUGUGUGAAAGAAGUUCAUAGUUUGAUUUUCAAACGUUUGUCUCCAGCGUUUGAUCAUCAGCAUCAUCUCGUCACCUGAUGAGGACGGUGACAUAAGUCUGAAGGACACUCAGUCACUUGUUACUGUCAUCUCACUAUUAGCACAGCAUUUGGAGCCAGAUGGACAACAGGUAAUUAAAAAGUUGACAUUCGGACGGCUUUGUGUGGUUCCCUAGCCCUAUGAAGCAACUUAAUUACCCAUUCUCUGUUUUGCCCCCAUUUCGUAGUCUAUUUUCUGCCUUUUUUGCCCCCCAUUUAUCAUUUUCCCGUUCCGGUUGCUUGCUAGCCAUCACCCGAUUUAUUGACAUCCUUGACAUUUUUUGUUCAUAGUUUGCGGAGUUACAGACCUGGGUACACAGAAUAUGUGCAGACCACAAUGUUGGUGAGAAAUAUAAUUUCUUUUUCAAGUUUCUUGUGAUCCCGCUCUUGUUUCAAGUGACCUAUCUGGCUAUUGGGCAUCCCUUGGGUUACCUGGUUCAUGUGCUCUGUCUGGUAUGUCUGGAUCCCCUGGCUCCUGCAAUAAACAGAUAUGUGUUAAUAUAUCAAAGAUGUCCAUAAUAGUUAGGGGUGUUCGUAUCGUUAAGGUCUACAAAAUAAGAGGUUUCACUGUAUUCUCUGUCUAACUACUUUUUUGUAGAUGAUCCUUCACUCACCAAGUGUUUAAUGACCCUGCUGUACUCUCUUACACUGCAGUCAAAAACAAGCGCGGGAUUGGUAAGUUAAAAAAAAAAAAAAGAACAAAGCUUCUCACCGUUUAUCAUACUAAGUCUACAGCUAAACAUGAACUUUAUAAAUGUUCUUUGUGCCAAAAAAAUGCUGUCCAUCCAUACACAUCAUGUUUCUGGUCAUGUCAUAUCAUCUUUAUAUCAUGUUUCAAGUUGUUUGUGCUGUUCAUUUCAUUGCCAUUCGACUUCGAGGCAAAGAAGCAAGUCUCUUUGACUCCACCCCAAGGUAACAGGAUGUAACCCUCUCUCUCAUUACUCUAGGUUCGCGAUAUUGCUCAAGACGUUCAUAGUCAGCUUGGAGAUGUUGAUGAGGUACAACAAUUCAUGUAAUGACUGUAAUACAGUUCGUACUGUUUGGGAGUUGCUCAGUAUGUUCUGAGGCUCCUUUUAUAUAGAGAAAACCUGUCCCGGGUACAAGGGUCACACUCCAAGCCGAGUCAAUUGUUGCGAACAUUUACAUGCGAAAAACGUUGACCCCUUUGACGGAUCAACAGCCCUCGCGCAUGCUCUGAUUGUCUUGCCUUGACUGAGUUGACUCGGCUGGGCGAGCAAAAACGUUUAUGUGGAGUUGGCCUGGCUAGGAGGUAGACCCCAUCACCACAAAGUAGACACUGUUUUAAUGGUGUCACGUAAAUAAUUUUUUUUCGGUCUGAGAACGUAUCGGAAACAGGUUAUGCAAUGCCUUCCCGUUUCUCCAUGGUCAAUGUUUUUUCCAAAACAGCGCCCAUAAAGUGGAAAACAACAAUAUAUAUAUAGCUACGUCACGAAAUGGCAAUAAUGACAAAAAACCAAUGCGCGAAACAUUAACAUACGAGAUUAACGAUGCAAGUCUUAACUCCACCACAGUAACCUUGUUCGAAAUUUCUCAGAGAAAUCAAACUCAGUCAUUCUGUAUUCCCUUUCAGGAGAUUGAAGUUGAAGACAGAACUCAUUUUGCAAUCGUUAAUCCAAGAACUGCGGCGCCAACCGUAGCAGUAAGUCCAGUCCAGUAUAUUUUUCUAAUUCAGCAAUCCUGUUGCCAUGGAGUUGCCUUGUUGAAUUGUCGUUCGAGGUAUCGAAUAGGUCAGUGGUUGUCGUGCGGUUAUGGCGGCCCUUCAGCGGCUCCGCCAAUUUUUGUAGUUUUUGCUAUAGUUUUCAUCUUAUUUUUUUUCUUUUUCGCUCGUUUGUGUUGACAUGGUACAGCUUUAACCUAAAGUUAUCUGGUACCGUUUUGUUUUGUUUUGUUCUAUUUUAUUUCUAUCAAUUAAUAAACUGAAUUAAUUAAUUUUUCUUUGUCAUUAUUUAUUUUUUGUAUUAUUCCGAAUUUAAGUCAUUUUCGUCUUUCUCUUUCGUGUGUCUAAACCCUAUAGAAUGUAAUCUAAUUAUUGUUACUACUCAGCUCGUUUAGUUUUUUGCUAUUCUGGGUAAUUUUUUUGCCCGAUUUACUUUGAUUUAUUCUGUUUUUUUGGAAACGUUUUUAAGUUGGCAAAUAAAAUGGUUGGUUGUUGUCAAACAAUGAAGCGAAACCAACUUUCACUUGCGUACUUCUCUUCCUUGUUUGAAAUGGAAAGAGUUUAUCACUUAGUAUUUUGAAAAAAUAACCCUUGGAGCGUGAUAAUAAAUCAACACUUGUGCUAAUGGUCAACUUUAAAAUUUGCAUAGCUACUACUGGUGAAUCAGAUUGAGAAAAUUGUGGAUGAAAUGGAAUGGGCACUAGUAAAGGUCAAAGGUGACACCAUAUCAACCGUAACGGAUACAACAGGUGAGAUGGGAAGAGCACACGUGUUACCCGUAACUCUUCCUAAUAUAAGGGCCUGUUUACCUGGAGUUGGGGUCCCCAGGUAGGUAAGGUAACCCUCUUAGGUGGGGUAACCCGCCCGUCCAUAUAAUCUAUUAUGUGGUUACUCCACCUAGCAGGUUACCUCACCUACCUGGGGUCCGCAACCUCCAUGUAAACAGCCCUAAGAGUAAGGGCAAAUAUUCACCCAAAAAGCACUGUACCGUCCCAGCAACAAUGCGGCGCGUUUUGACUUUUUUUUUUUAACGGUGGUGAUAUGACCUAUUGAAAAGGGAUUUAGCUUUUUAAAAUUAACUUUCUUUGCGUCCUUAUGCUGUCUUGAAGGAUUAACUAAGCGCUAGGCGUUGUCCCUUUCGUAAACGUUCGUUGCCAUUUUUAAGACACAUAACUGAUUUUUCACCCGGUAAUGAGAGUGUUCCUAUAAAAAAGAAAGAAAAUCACAACCCGGGGUCGAACCCAGAACGUUAACAUGGGUUAAUAUUUUUUAGAGGACAAGGUUCCAAGUUCCCCUGAAAGCUGUCCACGUGGUGUCCUAGGGCAAGCUAUUUGCCACCGUCUCUGCACGGUUGUUGCUGCUCUUCAUGAGCUGUCUCAGUCCGCUCUUCCAGACGGUCCGUGUACAGAAGGCGCGCUCAAGGUAAGUGCGAGUUCUGCACGUGUGACAUACGAAUUUCUAGUGGCCUUUUUUUCCUGGUAACUAUGGCCGUGCUUUCCCGUUGAAAAUACUCUACUUAAAACAAGAGCUGUCUAUUCCAGCAGGGUUCGUACAUAUCAUACAAAACUUGGAAAGUCUUGGAAUUUAAGAGUUUCAUUUUGUAGGCCUGGAAAGUCAUGAAAUUUAAUUGUCGGUCCUUCAAAGUCAUGGAAAAUUACAGUUUUUUUGUGGUAGAUUAGCUACUUCACAUGACUGGAGGAGACAAUGUAAGAUAAAGAGUAGGGAUUAGACAGUGCGAACAGCACGCAUUUUUGUGGACGCCAGAGUUUGUAUCCGUUGAACUGUUAAAAGUCAAAAAAUACUCUAAAGCAACAAACAACUUUUUGAAAGUGACAGCCAAUCUUAAGGUCAUGGAAAACUUGAAAAGGUCAUUGAAAAAGUCAUAAAAAGUCAUGGGAAUUGAAGAGCUCAAAAGAAUAUAAAUUCUGUUAAAACAAAAGCUGUCUACUCCGGGUGUAAUUUCAUUUGCCAUUUACGGAAAAGUUGUUAUUUUAAUAGUAGUAAAAGAGAUCACUUCUGGCACUUGGUGUUUUUUAGUCACGUGGUACUAAAUCCGGCCCUCUGUUUGGCUGGCGUCGGAAGUGGCCUGUUUUACUACUGUAGUUUGUCAAAAGACGUUUUUCCAUUAUUUUGUCCUCUUCGUUACUGCGGAAAGGAUUUAGUUUAGUGGUUUUUUUUGUAGGUCCUGACAAAAGUGUAUAAUACCCUUGGUGCUCUUGCAAAAUAUGUAAGUGAAAAUUAAUCACAUUUCUUAAUUACACCUUAAUUCUGAAGUUCCAAAUAACGUUGGCUUAGUCAAUAACAGUUGGGCUUUUUCAUUCUAAUUAUUAUAUCUUAAGAAACAGAUGUGUAAAUUGUGACUGGACUGGUAAAAUUUCUUUGUUUCCUUUUGUAAUAAUUCUUUCGGUUGUCGUUUUCAUUUUUUAGCACUAAUGAUAACUUCUUGAGUUUUUAAUACAUUUUUAGUUGAAACACCUAGUAAGAGGUCGACAAGUAAAAAUCUUUGCUUAUUUUGCUACGUUGUUUGUUUUGAUUCCUUGGCGCAAUGUUAUUUGUUUGUGUUGCAGUAUUUGUCCCUAUACAGUCAAAGACUUGGCUAUCUUCCAGCAAAGUUUGAGAAACUGGUAAGUGACUGUACAUUGCAAUCUGUUGAACGAAUGGGAACUUGUAUCAAAGACGUGUAGUGGAUGUAAAGAACGAGAAAAUGCUUUUAAUUGUUUUUUUAUUUACCUUUGUUCAGUUUUAAAAGUGACUUUACGUGGGAACAUAGUUAUUAGAGGAGACUGGUUAUGAAAAGCGGCAAACAUCAAUGAUAAAAACAACAGUGCUGCAGUUUAUGUUGGAAGCACCCUGAAAGUGCACAAUCCUUUGUUUUCUGUUGGCAAAUUGUUACGGAAUAUAUUAAUGCAACGUUUUUAUUGGUCAAUACAAACAAAAUGAUAGGAAUUCUUUUGAACGUUGUGCACUUUCAGGUCCACAAAAACAUAUAACAAAGGAGUCUGACGGGUUUCAUAACCAUUCCACUCAAUUAACUAUGGUGGGAACGUACAUAGCGUUCGAAGAGGUCGGACGUGCCUGGAGCAGCUCCCCAAGUUUUCCAGUAAUUUAUUAACCUGCGAACUAGUCUCUUGUGUGUUGUAUUUGCAAAUAUGUUUCUAAUAAAGUUAAGUUGAGUGGAGUUGGGGAACCCAGAACCAAUGCAAUGCCUUUUGAUAUUAGCUUGAAAACUUCUCGAUUUUAAAAGGAGUAAUAAAACGGGCAAUGUUAGAUUACUUUAGUCGGGAGGUGAUCCCGACAUACCUGGUGUUAAGACACCAUAAACGUACGAUGCACGUUCGAAACUGCUUAUACAUACAAACGCUGAAACUUUAUUGGACCAAAAUAACGCUAGGGCAAAAGUAGAACGAGAGGUUUUGUGAAAGUUUCCGAUUCGUAGACAUGCGAGGCCAUUUUUUAGACACUUUGAAAAUUUUUGAACUGUUAUUGUCAAACUCAUUAAUUAUUCAUUCAGUCAAAAGCCAAUAAAUGACGACCAUUUGGGUCAGGUGGAUGAAUCGUGAUACCUUAUGAAACACCAGAUAAAACAUCACCAGGUUUUCAUCUGAGAUCAGACACUAGCAUUUUAAUGAGAUGUUUAAUUGAUUAACGCAACUCAUGGAAAGAAUGCAAUACCAUAAAAAGUGCCACUGCAUAAUUUUCUAUUGUUUCAUUUGAGAAGACAUGUCAAAAACUCGGGCUUUGUGCGUCAUCGCGGGUUCCAAACACCUCUACAGCCUCAUGCUUUCAUCUGUUUCUUGGUGUUUGGAACCCGUGAUGAAGCACUCGCCCUCGUUUUGGCAUUUUAUUUGAAAGUGUUUCCUGAAAAGAAAGAAAUUCACAUCCCAGAUUCAAACCAGAUCCUUUCGACAAGGCAAUCUCUUUCCUUGCCUAGUCCCCGUACGGCGUUUUCCCUGGCCUUCUCGGUCAAUUCACUUGGUGUGGUAUCCGAGACGAACGGACGAGACACAUCUUCUUCGCUUGAACCACGUGACCCGAAACGCUUUGGCCGCGCGGAAUAAUGAGGCCUAGGGACCAGGCAAUCUCUUUCCUUACCUCUACACUUCCGCACCGAACCCCCAUGAUUCCGAAACGUAAGACUGAGGUUGAGUCGUUCACUGUACUGUAAACAAAAAAGGAAAACGUAAACGACUCCAAGGACGCUACAUUAAGUGAUAGUUGGGUCUUCAUGCUGAAGAGAACAAUGGCAACGAUUGACCAUGCAACUGUUUAGUCGGUUUAAACUUCAUGUAUCUCAAACGCUGAACAACUCUAAUGAAAAUCAGAUCAGGUAAAAAUUCCAUGAGUGUGCAAAAGUAGACGAGAUUGCAUGAAAAUUCAGGCCAAAGGAGAAAAGAUUUCUUGGUCCCAACUUUAUUUUUGAGGAUCUCUUAACUCUAAACAAAUAAUUUUAUCAUAAAUGAGUAUUACAUAGCACUUGUCUCAGAUUUAUUUGCUCCGCAGGUAAAAAUGACCGGCACUCACUUGUCCCAGCAAGUCUACGCCCUUCUCACGUACAUUCAGGCAGCUCAAACUCAGAGCCUUAUGGAACAAAGUACCACUGCUAAGAACAAGGCUAAAGACAGGAAAAAGACAGCCAAGGGACAAAAUCUGUCUGGAAAGGUAGACUUGUUUUUACUUUUUGUCGCCAACUAUUAAUUACACAAUGGCUACGUCUUCAUAAUGAAGAACAUCGACUAAAUGCAAGGGGGUGUAGCCAGGACUUUUCAAAGGCGGGUUCUCACUGCCGGCUAAAAGCAGUAACGCGAUUAAACAUGACGUUUUGGCGAUGACAACAUUAGUUAUUUCAUUUCUCUUUCAACCCUCUAAGUUAAAGUCUUUGCUUGGUUGGCAUUUUUCAACCAACUCUUUUAGUUUAAGGAGACUUUUUUAAAAAUCAAGUCGCUAGCUCCUAGAUUUUAGGCGCUACCUCUCUACAACGGCCACCUCUCUACAGCGGCCACCUCUCUACAGCGGUCACCUCUCUACAACGGCCACCUCUCUACAACGACCACCUCUCUACAACGGCCACCUCUCUACAGCGGCCACCUCUCUACAACGGCCACCUCUCUACAGCGGCCACCUCUCUACAACGGCCACCUCUCUACAGCGGCCACUUUCUUCUGUUCCCAAGGUGGCUUUUGUGGAGAGGCUCAACUGUAUAUCGUUUAUUGUUUCUGUUCAUUUGCAUUUGAUAAUGGAGACAUGUUGUCGCCGAAACGUUAUGUUUUAAUCGCGUUACAUUUUUUACUUAAACAAGGUGCAUUAAAAGGUUCAUAAUUAAAUGUGACUGUUUUUCUUUCUUCAGGCGAAGGUGAUGAAGGAAGUGAAGUCGAUACCAAAUCUGAUUUAUGCAAUUGAACAAUAUGAACGUUACCUGAUACAGUUGUCAAAAAAGUCCAAGGUAAAUUCACAUAAAUUCCUGUGUAUCAGGAGAUUAUUCGUUUUCCUUAACUUAAAAGAAAAUUUUCAUAUUAACUCGGAAGGAUGGGUAACACUAGGGAGCUUAACCAACCACGACGUCGACGGCAACGAGAACGGCAAAAAAGCAAUACGGUUAAAUUAGCAAACAACAACUUUGCACGUGCAUCACGCUUUUUUGUAUAUUUCUUAGCCGUCCUGCAACGUGAAAAUGCCUAAUUUUACGUUUUGUCGAGGAAGGGGACACAAGACAAACACUUUCUUUUUCUUUUCCUGAACUUUGAUACAGUCCUUCAGAAUGCAUCUCCAAAAAUUAAACGAGAUGGAAUAAUCGCGAUAAAGUUUGAGGCAGCGGGACUUCUCUUUAUGAGUGACGUUUUCGUAGCCGUCGCCGUCGUUGUUGCUGAAGCUCCCUACUUUCACUUACUUCCCUAUCUUUUGACCGCCAUUUUGAAUUUUUGAGAUGACCUUUGGUCGUCGCUUAUGCUCAACAACUUGCCACUUUAGAAACGAGAAGGAAACUUCGCAAAAGCUUCUAGAGACUGUUACUAGGGACGGGGAAAAAUCGGCCAAAAGCUGACCCGGCGCGUCUCCAGAAACAAUUGCGGGACGCAUUUCGUACGCAUUGUCAUGGGAUGACAACCGAGCCACUUUGAAUUUUUCAAGUCACCAUCUCCCGCCUUCCUCAGCUCCAAAUCCUCCCACAAGAACAUUUGGCGUGUUUUUAUUUCUUUUGCCAUUGAGUCGAAAAUAUCAGCCAUAUGAUGAUAUAAUGUACUUCACAGAUCAACUUAAUGGAACACUUCAAACGUAGCACAGCAAGAGAUUUUCGCAUUAAUGGUGCCACAUUAGAAGCUGCCCUGAGAGAAGAGUCCAGUGAUGAAGAGGAAGAUGAUGAACUUAACGCCGAUGAACAAGAUGAGGUAAGUUUAAACCAACGAAUUCUCGCCAUUAUAAUUACCAGACGAGAGAAACGCUGGGUCGAGUUACCUUUCCCAAAGACUUCUGGGACUGGGGAAAAAUUAGCCAAUAGAUCAGCUGACCUGCGCGUCUCCAGUAACGAUCACCGGUCCCCUUACCGCUUCUCAAGUGGACGUGUUUGUGAGUUAUGUCUGGCCGAGUGAUUUGGGCGCUGGGUCAUAACGCUUUUACCACAGAUGGUGUCAUUAGAAAGCGAACACUGGCGUUGGGCAUCGAUAUGAACUUAUGUCCUCGUUAACUCUGACUUGAUGCUUCUGAGCUUACUACAGAGAGACAGACAUUUUAUUUCAGCAGGGAGUUUCUUCAAUUUUUCUGUGAUUAAAUUAAACUACCAUCUUCUUGGCGAGGCUUGGUACAAAUUAUAAAAAUUAUUGAAAUCCUUGUACUACUAUAAGAACUUAGUGACUCAAAUAAACUAGCCAACUGCCGUAUGGUUGAAAAUCUUUCUCAUAUUCAGCCAGUCGAGAAGACAUCGAGUGUAAAUCAGUUUUAGUAGAGGGAACUGCCUACCUUGAUCCCCUGCAAAACACUGUUUUGUGAUCACGUUGGUUAUUUGUUGUGUAAAUAAAAGGUUUUUCUCUUUACAUUUGUCAAUCAAACUGUUCAUAAAGAAAACAUGCUUGCAAUAUCUUCUUGUAUUAUUAGUACCAGACUGAAUUAACCAAACAUCUCAUGGAGCCAUUGGUCUCCGUCUGGACAAUGUUCUGUGCGGCCGUUUUAAAUGAGAACUCUUCACCACUUUGAAACUCCACCAAGAAACCUUCAGUUUUCAGUUUUCAAUUUGACGAAUAUUUCAGAGAAUAAAAGUUAGAAUUGUUCUCGAAUUUUGAUUUGGAGAACUAUCUACUUCUAAUUCACAGAACAAGUCUCAAGAGGAAGAAAGCAAAGAGCCCCCGGCGAAAAAGGGAAAACUCAUGGAAACAAACAAAAAAACAAGCAAGCUUAGUUUAAAGCAAAAAUCUUCAAAACAGCCACUGUCUCAAGGAAACAAGUAGACAGACCUGCGGGUCUUGCUGUUGUGUUCAGCAUUACGAUGCCAAUAGAGUCAGAGUAGAAUCCCUUUCAUGCAAAUUACGGAAAAUUUUUCAGCCUUAUUAGAGUUUUAAGCCUUUCCGGCGCGAUGAUUCUUUUAGUCAAAUACAGUAAAAACCCACGACUAUGCACCCGCGUUUUCCCAAGUUAGCCCAAACAGGUUCUUGCAUAUUUAGGUUCUUAAAUACGUUCUCAUUUUGAGACGAAAAAAUACAUUGUAGCUCUAAAAGUAUUUAAUGGUAUUCAGCUCUUUCCUAAUGUAAAACCUGCAUACCAUUACAUUGCAGCCCUCUUGUCCAAAGAGGACCCUGAAUGUUGACUAACCUUACUUGCCCAAGU